Messenger RNA from Poecilia latipinna (sailfin molly), 6504 nucleotides. Its product is annotated as canalicular multispecific organic anion transporter 1-like. The transcript has 28 exons. NCBI's taxonomy places the organism in Eukaryota, Metazoa, Chordata, Actinopteri, Cyprinodontiformes, Poeciliidae. Gene Ontology annotation, cellular component: apical plasma membrane. Gene Ontology annotation, biological process: transmembrane transport. The record is from RefSeq and is a predicted model, not a curated record. Bases 944 to 4975 code for a protein of 1343 amino acids. Gene Ontology annotation, molecular function: ATP binding; ATP hydrolysis activity; ABC-type transporter activity.
GCUUGGGUUUGUUUAUUGUGCCAGGAAACAAAUAAAUCUAAGUAAUAUGCUAUUUUGAUAUUAAGGCUAGUCAAAUUAAAUAAACACACUGUGCAAAAAGCUUUUCUACUUUUGUGCAAUGCACUUGCAUUUAUUUUGCAGAGAUGUUAGUAAACCGGAUAGCUCAUUAAGCGAAAUGCCUGAUCAUUAUUAAAGCUAUAGCAGCCAAGUUGUAAUACAGUUUCCUUUGGUAACACAAAGUGAGUAAACUUAAACUAACACAGCAGCUUUGCACCGAGUCUUUUAGUGUGCUUUGAACUCUGCAUUGCACAUUACAAAAUCUUCUUUAGCCUUCUCCUCCCAAAUAAUGAAAGUUUAAUCUCAUUUGUCUCACUUUUGCUAGAAUAGAAAUGCUCAGUCAGUGUACACUGUGGAUCUAAGUCCAACCCUAGCCUUGCUCAAGUUAAAACAAAAAAUAGAUAACGUAGGAGGCUCAUGCAAACAAUCCCACCCCCUGACUUUCACACAUCUUUUUGUGAGCUGCAGAUAUGUUAUUGGUGACUUUAAAAACAUCUCGACAGAGCUGUCAUAAACAUGUCAGUUGAGAACUUGACUACAUUUGGCUUUUGAAAAAUAUGUGUCGUUCUAGACUCGUUCACAUGGAGGAAAACGAAAACGGAAUCAGAGAGAGGUGCCCUGCACCACUUUUUCUAAACACAAAUUUGUUUGUUUUUACUGUUUUUCAGUGUCAUUUUUGAACUUGUAUAUUCUCUUCAUAAAGAAGUUGCAGAGACUUGGUUUAUGCUUCAAGGAUCCAGGAUCAAAGUCCCCAACAGCCACAUCCUGCAAUUGUCUUUGCACCAUGGGUGGACAGAGGAGAAUAGUCGUGUCUGCAGUGGAGCAGAGGGCACAAGGCGCCUGGUCGUCAAAUCAUCGCCCGUGAGUGAAGCCGACACAGCAGACGAUGUGUGCUGCGUUUCUGGAGGAGUACUGCGGGUCAGUCUUUUGGAAUGCGUCCUAUUUGGAGAGAGAGGACCCUGACCUCCCAGUAUGUCUGGAACAGACAGUUCUGGUCUGGAUCCCUCUGGGCUUCCUCUGGCUGAGCGCUCCAUGGAACCUCAUGUCUUUAUGUAAAAGAUCACAAGUGAAUACAAAACGUCGGACGAAGCUCUACCUCUGCAAACAGCUUGUCGUGUUUCUGCUGUUUCUGACGGCCAUUGGAGGCCUGAUUGUCACAUUAGUAGAAGACUUUGGUAGAAACAGCUCAGCAGAGAAAAAUUCUGCUGUACACUACACAAACCCAGUCCUCUUCGCUGUCACAUGGAUCCUCCUGGCGUUGUGUCAAGAAGGAGUGAGACGAAAAGAAGGAGCAGUAGACUCUGCUUCUCUUUUCCUUUUCUGGCUUCUCCUUGUCAUCUGUGACAUUUUCCCUUUCCAGACCCUCCUACGGGAAGCCCUUAGGCUGGAAGGGUAUUUUUAUGCCGUGCUGCUGCUGGUGGUGGCUCUUCUGCAAUCAUUGGUCUUGCAGCAGUUUGUGCGGCGAUGCUUCGUUCUGGGGAUGAAGGUUCGAGCUGCCCUCAUGGCUGCCGUGUACAAGAAGGCGUUGGUGAUGUCUAACGACAACCGCAAAGAGUCAACAGUCGGAGAAACUGUGAACCUCAUGUCAGCAGACGCCCAGCGCUUCAACGACGUGACCAACUUCAUCCACCUGCUGUGGUCCUGCCCUCUGCAGAUCAUUGUGUCCGUCGUUUUCCUGUGGUUGGAGCUGGGACCUUCAACAUUAGCAGGGGUUGCAGUAAUGCUGCUAAUGGUGCCGGUCAACGGACUGUUAGCCAACCAGGCCAAAAAAAUUCAGAGAGAAAACAUGAAGUCUAAAGACAAGAGACUAAAAAUAAUGAAUGAAAUCCUGAACGGAAUCAAGACUCUGAAGCUGUUUGCGUGGGAGCCAUCCUUCCAGACUCAAGUUGAAGAUAUCAGAGGAGAAGAACUGAAGGUGAUGAGGAAGUUUGCCUAUCUCACAUCUUUCUCCACCUUUAUCUCCAACUGUGCCCCCACUCUAGUCUCUUUGGCCACAUUUGCUGUGUUUGUUGGUGUGAGCUCAGACAACAUAUUAACUGCUGAGAAAGCCUUCACUUCAAUCUCUCUGUUCAACAUUCUACGACAGCCACUGAGCAUGCUUCCUACGCUCAUAGCUUCCAUUGUGCAGACAGCGGUGUCUAAGAAGAGACUGGAGAGGUUUCUGGGAGGAGAUGAUCUUGAGAGCGACAUUGUGCGUCAUGACUCUAGUUUUGACUCUGCUGUCAGCAUAAGUGAUGGUUCUUUUGCGUGGGAAAAAGACUCUGAGCCUCUACUUAAAAGUGUCUCGCUAGACAUUAAGCCUGGCGGGCUGGUAGCUGUAGUGGGAGCUGUGGGCUCAGGGAAGUCCUCUCUCUUGUCAGCGCUCCUGGGAGAAAUGCACAGGACCAAAGGCUUCAUUAACAUUCAAGGCUCUCUUGCAUUUGUACCACAGCAAGCCUGGAUCCAAAAUGCCACUCUGCGGGAUAACAUCUUGUUCGGCUCUCCCUACGAAGAGCAGAGGUUCGAAGACAUACUGGAGGCGUGUGCUCUGGGCCCCGACCUCAAGCUGCUGUCUGCAGGAGAUCUCACUGAGAUCGGAGAAAAGGGUAUAAAUCUCUCAGGAGGUCAGAAGCAGCGCGUCAGCUUGGCUAGAGCAGCUUACAGUCAGGCUGAUAUUUUUCUGCUAGAUGACCCCCUGUCUGCUGUUGACUCUCAUGUGGGAAAGCAUCUAUUUGACAAAGUUAUUGGACCCAAUGGACUUCUGAAAGACAAGACUCGUAUCCUGGUGACUCAUGGAGUUAGUUUCCUGCCUUGGGUAGAUGAAGUUGUAGUUUUGGUGAAUGGACGGGUUUCUGAGGUGGGAUCCUACCAGAGCCUCCGUGCGAGCAAAGGAGCUUUCUCAGAAUUUUUAGACACAUACGGCACAGAGCAAAGCAAUCAGACAAGUUCAGAAGAUGGAUGUCACGAUAAAGAAGACUUCAUCUCCGACUCAGAGGACGACCAGUCAGACGUUUCUUUGGCGGACGACGUUUCUCUCAUGCUGAGGAGGGAAAACAGCGUCCGGCGGAGCCAGAGAGGAAACAGAAGCAGUUUCAGAUUAAGAAAAAACAGCAAUUUAAAAUCCCCUGAAAACACAAAGAAAGGUCAGAGGCUAAUUGAGAAGGAGACUGUGGAAACAGGACAGGUUAAAUUCUCAGUCUGGCUCCAGUACGUGCAAGCCAUGGGCUGGGGAUAUGCCUUUUGGGCCCUCUUCAUUUAUGUCAUGCAGAAUGUUGCCUUUAUUGGUCAAAACCUGUGGCUGAGUGACUGGACCAAUGAUGCAGUGGAGUAUUACAACCAGACAUACUCUCCCAAGAAGAGAGACACCAGGGUGGGGGUAUUUGGUGCUCUUGGAAUGGCUCAGGGUCUGUUUGUCUUCCUGGGUACGCUGCUCCUGACCAAUGCUGCAGUCAACGCAUCUCGUCUUCUGCAUUCAAGACUGCUCAACAAUGUCCUUCGAGUUCCCAUGGUUUUCUUUGACACUACGCCACUUGGGAGAAUCCUCAACCGCUUUGCAAAGGACAUAUUCACAAUAGAUGAAAUCAUUCCACAUUUGUUCAGCUCCUGGAUCAUUCAUCUGCUGGGCAUAGUGGGGACAAUAGUUUUCCUCUGUCUUUCCACUCCUCUCUUCAUCAUUGUCAUCAUUCCUCUGGCUGUGAUUUACUUCUUUGUACAACGAUUCUAUAUACCAACUUCACGACAGCUGCGUCGCCUGGAGUCAGUCGCUCGCUCUCCUAUAUAUUCCCACUUUGGCGAGACCAUGUCAGGUCUGUCCGUGAUAAGAGCCUACAACCAUCAGGAGCGAUUUAUGAAACACAAUGAAGUAACCAUCGACGAAAACUUGAAAACUAUCUAUUCAAGGAUCAUGUCAAACAGAUGGCUGGCCGUCCGCCUGCAGUUUCUCGGAAACCUUGUGGUGUUUUUUGCUGCUGUAUUUGCUGUCAUUUCUAGAAACUCCAUUGACAGCAGCCUGGUUGGCCUCUCUAUAUCAUAUGCCCUCAAUGUAACUCUAACCCUCAGCUUUGUGGUCAACAUAACCUCACAGCUGGAGACUAAUAUUGUAGCUGUAGAAAGAGUGAGUGAAUACGCUGAGCUUGAGAAUGAGGCUCCCUGGGUGACUCAGGAUCGGCCUUCAGAGAAGUGGCCUGAAGCAGGAAGGCUGCAGUUUGUAGACUACAAGGUCCGCUACAGACCUGAACUGGACCUGGUCCUGAAAGGGAUUUCCUGUGACAUCAGUGGCACUGAGAAAAUUGGUAUAGUGGGCCGCACUGGAGCUGGAAAAUCAAGCCUGACAAACUGCCUGUUUCGCAUAAUUGAAGCAGCUGAUGGACGUAUCCUAAUUGAUGAUGUAGAUAUCUCUAAAAUUGGACUGCACGAUCUAAGAAACAGACUCACAAUCAUCCCACAGGAUCCAGUCUUGUUCUCUGGGAUGCUGAGGAUGAACUUGGAUCCAUUUGACAAAUUCAGCGAUGAGGAGCUCUGGAGAGUGCUGGAGCUGUCUCAUCUGAAGGACUAUGUAGCUGGGCUGAAGGAAGAAUUACAGCAUGAGGUUGCAGAGGGAGGAGAAAACCUCAGUGUCGGUCAGAGGCAGCUGCUGUGUCUGGCUCGGGCUCUGCUGAGAAAGUCUCGGAUCCUGAUCCUGGAUGAGGCCACUGCAGCCGUUGACCUGGAGACGGACGACCUGAUUCAGACUAUGAUCCGCAAAGAGUUCUCCCACUGCACGGUGCUCACCAUCGCCCACCGUCUGCACAGCAUCAUGGACAGCUCCAGGGUGAUGGUCCUUGAUGCUGGUAAAAUUGUGGAAUUUGAUUCUCCAAGCAAUCUGAUGGAAAAGCGAGGUCAUUUCUACUCCAUGGCAAAGGAUGCUGGGAUAACACAUGAGAGCGAAACAUCGCUCUAAAAAGCACUUUUAUGAUUUUUUUUGAAAGAUGACCUAAUUUCAUUGUUUUUUUUUCUUGCUGCUUUUCAAGAACUUUUUAAUGUAUAUUAAUAGAACAAAAAUUAAACUAUAUAAGUUUGGAAUAACUCCUUACUGUUACUGUUUAUGUAAACAUGCUUCAUAUACCAAAGGAGUGGCAUUUUCAUCUUUUGAAACCUGAUCUUGUUGUUAGUUUCAUCAUCUCAACAGAAGAGAAUAAGAGAGCCUGACUUUGGUCCAACACAGCCGUUUUAUCACUUAUUUUAGAAUCUGCUUGACAGCAAAAAACAAACAAAAAAAAAAAAACAUUUUUUUUCUACUGUAGACGGAUUCAGGCAGUAAAAGAGUAAAAUAACUGUCAAAUAAUAAAAAAUCAACCACAAGAAAAAAGACAAUCAUUCUUAAAAGCACACACAUUUUAGGUUUAAUUAAUGAAAAGAGUGGAGAUUUGGUAAACAUUUUGUCGGUGGCACUACAUACAUUCAGCAUAAUGACGUUUUUCAGUUAAACUCCCCCCCAAAUCAGUCCUGCAACAUGAAAAACAAACAGACAGAACCUGACCAGGGAUAUUUCUUUAACUUUUGCACCAUGUUAAUACAACUGAGACGGUGUGUUGUUCACAAUAACAUUUAUGUAUAUAGUUCAUAGGACAGGGGAAAAGAAAAUCUGUUUCUGUUCAUUUGUCCAAAUUAUGGAAUUACAUUAUAAUAUAGCAAAACACCACUAAGAUGUCUAUGAUGAGGUCUAUCGGCACCAGUCCAGUACAGAUCAGUGCAAAGGAAUGAGAAGAGCCACGAAGAGAAAGUCACAUUUAACUAAAAAAGAUGCGCCUUUAUGAGGCACAUGGCCUAAAUAUUACAGUGACUGCUCAUCAGUAUGGUUCAACAGAUUUUUUUCUGUAAUGUUAUUGUACACCACUGGCAUCACAUUAACAGCAUCAAAAACAAAGUUAGCAUGGGUAGCAAUAUGAACUGGAACCUGUAAGAUGUGACUGUACUGCAGCCUUUUACACCAUAAUGAGGCAUUUGGAGAAACGCAGUCCCACACAGAGCACUCUGUCGGGCCGCCAAACUCUCUAAAUGCAAUUUCCUGUAUCUUACACUGGAAACUAAAUAACAGCUAAAAGUUACCACUUUAUGAAUAAGCAUUGCUCAUAUUUAUCUAUACACAUUUAUACAUUCAGAUUUGACGACUUGCUCACAAAAAUUGGCAUCUUUUUUUUUUUUCUUUUUUUUUGUGAGGCUAACCAGUCCAAAACUGACAGACAGUAAACAUGUCCAGGCCUUUUCUUGUUAUCUGUCAGUAGUUGGCAUGUAAUGCUUCUCACAGUUGCCCCUAAAAAAAGAAAUAUAAGGAUGAUCCACCUUAACAUGAUCAGUGUCCACAGAGGCAACUUCAUCCCAUUUUCUUGAGGCUUGACAGCAGCUUAUGAUCGGUUGAGCCCAUCUUAGCUAGAGAACAAACACGAUACACCUUUGUUCUAUGGCAAACAUCUCUCAGAAUAAAAUGGU